Penicillium crustosum is the source of this 923-nucleotide messenger RNA. RefSeq lists its product as uncharacterized. Gene Ontology annotation, cellular component: plasma membrane. Gene Ontology annotation, molecular function: GTP binding; GTPase activity; GDP binding. Lineage: Eukaryota; Fungi; Ascomycota; Eurotiomycetes; Eurotiales; Aspergillaceae. The transcript is spliced from 8 exons. Bases 288 to 923 code for a protein of 211 amino acids. The record is from RefSeq and is a predicted model, not a curated record. Gene Ontology annotation, biological process: signal transduction.
UCCAAUCCUUCGAAUCCCUCGAAUCUCCUCCCGUGCACGAAAAGGCGGGCCAUGUAACCGCACCCGCGUACCGCCCUUCCAAGCUCUUCCAUCUUCGAGCUACACAAUACAAUUGAAGCAUUCAACGUGGCUUAUGUGCCAAUUCAUCACAGUCAACUUGUUCUAAGUUUUGAGAUCGUCAUAUAUACCACGUGGGAUCCACACUAAAGCCCGACCUUCGGUCCUCGAGAGAGCUAUUUCGAUUUCCAUUCCGAAUCACUAAAUAAUAUCGAUACACACUCUUCUCAAUGCGGCCACAACGCGAAUACCAUAUUGUUGUUUUGGGUGCUGGAGGUGUUGGAAAAAGUUGCUUAACAGCCCAAUUCGUUCAAAAUGUCUGGAUCGAAAGCUACGACCCCACGAUCGAGGAUUCAUACCGGAAACAGAUUGAGGUAGACGGUCGACAAUGUAUACUGGAGAUUCUUGACACUGCAGGAACAGAGCAGUUCACGGCAAUGAGAGAGCUCUACAUGAAACAAGGCCAGGGCUUCCUCCUCGUCUUCUCCAUCACCAGCAUGUCCUCCCUAAAUGAACUCUCCGAGCUCCGCGAACAAAUCAUCCGAAUCAAAGACGACGAGAACGUCCCAAUCGUGAUCGUGGGUAACAAAUCCGACCUGGAAGAAGACCGCGCCGUACCACGUGCUCGCGCCUUUGGCCUAUCCCAGAAAUGGGGUAACGCCCCAUACUACGAGACAUCUGCCCGCCGCCGCGCAAACGUCAACGAAGUCUUCGUCGAUCUGUGUCGCCAAAUCAUCCGUAAAGACUCCGAGGGGUCAAGGAAUAGCAACGAUCCCAACCGCAAGCGCGAGGGCCCCAAUCGUCAUGACCGCAAGAGAGAGAAUCGCCGGCCGAAAAAUCGCCGCGGUCCGUGUAUCAUCCUUUGA